AUGUCCUGUAACGCAGAUAGUAUCCCAUGGGAUCUACUCACUUCACACCUUCGCUGGGCGCCAGGAAAGGCCACACAGCAAAUUCGCGACCUGGGACCCCCCGAACUCCCUGGCAAACUCAAGGAAUCUGAAGGUUGCGGGUGUGGUGUCACUAACUUACACCCAAUCCUUGAUUGGCGAGAAACCCCUGAACAGAAUGAAUUCACCAACGCCUUUGCAGAAGCAGUGACGGAGGCCUCGAAAAAGAAACGUACCCAGUAUCCAAACAAGUACAGUAUUCCAAGUCCAGAUGAUAUUAUCAUUAGUGAGAAACUUGUUAAAGAGAUUGAAUCACAUAUGGCUGGAUUGUAUGACGGGUUCCGCGCCGAUCAAGAUGACCCAUUGGGACAAUGGCCACCUAUCCCGUUCCAGCAAAGGACUGUAUUUGCGUUUUUGCACCCUCGGGAUGGCGGUGAUACCUGUUUCAAUUUCUAUGAGCACAAUCAAAUUGGAUUUCCUAAUUUGGAGAUUGUCAAGAUGCUACUGAUGCUUGGUGAAUUGGAUCCUAUUCUUCGAGCGUGCGCUCAUCCAGACCAGGGAUUAUCGGCUUACAUUGGGCUUAACGUUGCUCUUCGCUUUCCAGAAAUGUGGGACACAACAGCUGGUAAAACCGAUGAAACUGACUAUCGCCAUACUGGUUUCUAUCAAUGUACCCUUCAGAACUGCACUAGAUCUGUCUGUUUCUGUUCUUCUAUGGCUACAUCUUAUCCUCAUCAAAAGUUCUUUGGUAUUCCUGACAAACACUUCUCUGAAAGUGGCAAUGUUAGCAUAGAUGAGAACCACUGGCUAUGUCGCACGGAUAUGUUCAAUAAAUCCGGCAGUUCUAGAUUGCAUUCCCACGUCGGAAUACUUUUAUUCGACGAGUUCCUCAACUUGGAACAUGCACUUCCCGAAAAUACACCUUAUUCAUAUCAGCCUGAGACAUCUGAUGUUAUAUUUGUAAAGCAAGUGCUCAGGUCUUAUCUUCCCUUGGAACUUGUGCUUGACAUAAUGGAUUUAGCCGAUUAUAAAGUCAAGAUCCGGCAUGAUCCCCUACAUCCUGCCAACAGAACCGAGUUGAAAAAGUAUCUCGAUCUCUGCUGGCAACUCGUCAUUGGAUGUGACAUAUUGAACAAUGAACUAGGGAUGGAACCAAUUGACUGGCAAGGGCUUGUUCUCCAGGAAGUGGUACAUCUUUUUUACAAUUCGUUCCAUCCGAGGUGGAAAGAAGAGUACGCUUUUGGGACAAAAUGCACAAAUAGUCAGCUGUAG
This is a messenger RNA of Penicillium taxi, 1290 nucleotides long. RefSeq lists its product as uncharacterized. Lineage: Eukaryota; Fungi; Ascomycota; Eurotiomycetes; Eurotiales; Aspergillaceae. The coding region runs from base 1 to 1290 and encodes 429 amino acids. The transcript has 2 exons. The record is from RefSeq and is a predicted model, not a curated record.